Molecule: messenger RNA, 1322 nt
Organism: Cyprinus carpio (common carp)
Lineage: Eukaryota; Metazoa; Chordata; Actinopteri; Cypriniformes; Cyprinidae
Product: putative rhodanese domain-containing dual specificity protein phosphatase
Biological process (GO): negative regulation of cytoplasmic stress granule assembly; positive regulation of intrinsic apoptotic signaling pathway
Cellular component (GO): mitochondrion
Molecular function (GO): protein phosphatase inhibitor activity; pseudophosphatase activity; protein phosphatase binding
Source: RefSeq, a predicted model, not a curated record
CCCCCUGCUCAUGUAGAGCACUUCAGUGUCCCGCAUUACCCCGGCAACCCACUAAAAUAAGGACCUGACAAAGAGGGAGGGAAAGAGUAGAAUGGAAGGGAAAAAACAAAAAAGCAGUUGUUUUUUACACAGUGACAUGCGGAGAACGAUUUAACAAGCACAAGGAUGUAAAAUUCUACAUACAUUCCAGCUGUUUUGGUAGAUUUGGAUGUAUUGGAGCAGAGGAAUGCUGUAGGCAGUGUGUAUUGUGCAUGGUGUUGGUUUGAGUGUGUGUAUCAGAAUGGUUGCAUUCUCUCUCUUACCUUUUGGCCCAUAGAAGAGAGAGAGAGAGAGAGAGAGAGAGAGAGAGUGAGAGCUUUCGUCCCGAAUGACUCCCAUCCAAAACCAUGGGCAUUGUGGUGUCCAGAGCUGAUAAAUGUCGUUUGGUUCGCUCCACUAGCUCGCGGGGGUCUCUGCAGGUUCAGAACAGCGCCCCCUGUAGGGAGAUGAAUGGAACAGUCAAACUCUCUCAAAUUAACGUCAUUGAAUCCUCUCAGAACAACACUGAAGAGCUUCUGAUUCCUGCACUUCCAGAAAAAGCAAAUAUAGAAAGAGGUUAUGUGACCCCACAGCAGGUAUACAACCUCCUGAAUGCUGAAGCGGGCCAACCUUCACUGCAUGAUCCCUAUUAUAUACUGAUACUGGACUGCCGCUCUGCAGAGAGAUAUAAGCAGAGUCACCUGGUCACAGCCCGUGCCAGUGUGACGGUGAUGCAUCCAGAGCUGGGCUGUUUGAUAAGCUGUGUUCAACUGCAGGAGUUUUCUAUAAUACUGCUAUAUGCUGAAGAAGGCCAAAGUCCAGUUGGCAGUCAGGAGGCACGCGUUGACUCUCCUACUCUCCAGCACUGUUUCUUCCAGCUGAGUGCUUUGGGAAUGGACCCUGUAAUCCUCCAGGGGGGCUUUUCUGCUUUUCACUCUCUCUAUCCCUUUCUGUGCACCCCUCGCAUGGUCCUACUGGAGUCAGAGCGUCGCUCCCUCACUAUCUAUCCCUCUGAAAUCCUGGAGGGGGCGCUAUACCAGGGCUCUGCCUCGCACGCACAUGACUACCGUAUCAUCAAAAACCUCCACAUCACACAUGUGGUCAAUGCCACAGCUGAAAUCUCAGAUGCCUUCCCGAGUGUUUUACGUUAUCUUCGGCUACGGCUUAGUGAUGACGCACAGCAGGAUCUUCGGCAGGCCCUUCCAGAAGCUUCCCGGUUUAUUGCUGAGGCUGCGGGGGGCACCGGGGGUACCAGGCGGCCGGGUGUUGGUGCACUGCAGCCUUGGACGGAGUCGUAGCUCAGU